Phytophthora sojae is the source of this 759-nucleotide messenger RNA. RefSeq lists its product as hypothetical. The transcript has 2 exons. Gene Ontology annotation, molecular function: protein binding. NCBI's taxonomy places the organism in Eukaryota, Oomycota, Peronosporomycetes, Peronosporales, Peronosporaceae. Bases 1 to 759 code for a protein of 252 amino acids. The record is from RefSeq and is a predicted model, not a curated record.
AUGGUCAAGGUGCAUGCGGUGAGCUUCCCAACCUAUCAGGUUGCCGCCCGCGUUGUGGAAAGCGCGCUGUCUCGCGGCCGGUUGGAUAUCUUGCGAUGGUUGUUUGCAUAUCGCCAGAGCAUUGGCAGCUGUACUACAGAUGCCAUGGACAAUGCUGCCGGGAACGGGCAUUUGGAGGUCGUCAAUUGGCUACACGAGAACCGGACGGAGGGCUGCACGACCAGAGCCAUAAACCUUGCUUCCAUGAAUGGGCACCUGGAGGUAGUCCAGUGGUUGCAUGUCAACCGGCAGGAAGGUUGUUCGAAUCGUGCUGUGGAUGGUGCAGCAAGCAAUGGAUUCCUCGAAGUUGUGAAGUGGUUACUGGAGAAUCGGUCGGAAGGGUGUUCAACCAGCGCUAUGGAUGGUGCAGCUGGAAACGGUCACCUCCAUGUUGUGAAGUGGCUGCACGAAAAUCGAGCGGAAGGAUGCACGGGCGACGCGUUUAGAUUAGCAGCAAGGAAUGGGCAUUUGCCAGUGAUAUUGUGGUUGCUUGAACACAAAACUGGGUAUUGCUCAAAGGGGGAUCUAUAUCGUGCUGUAGGGACUUCACACUUUGAUGUUGCGCUCCUGUGCUUCGAGCGUCAUCCCAGUGAACCUACCUUUCCGAGUUAUCUGUCCAGAUCUUUCACGUGGGCAUUUUCGGACUGGCUGUACUCGUACCACGCACCUGAAGUUGCGCUACCGAUACUGGAAAGGUUUCGAAAAGUGCUUACGCGUUGA